Messenger RNA from Colletotrichum lupini, 1314 nucleotides. RefSeq names its product metalloprotease. Lineage: Eukaryota; Fungi; Ascomycota; Sordariomycetes; Glomerellales; Glomerellaceae. The transcript is spliced from 8 exons. The coding region runs from base 1 to 1314 and encodes 437 amino acids. The record is from RefSeq and is a predicted model, not a curated record. Gene Ontology annotation, molecular function: metallopeptidase activity.
AUGGCCGAUAAUGGAAGAAGCAAGCUCAUUGGACGAAAGGCCGUCUUGGCAGCGCUUGGCAUACUAGCAGUAACAAGCAACUCAUCCCACGUCUUCCGCCCGGCCCCUCAUGAAGGCCAGGUUGAUCAACAGAUCAAUUUAAGCUUAUCGGUCGAAGCCGGCGCCCGACCGUAUCACGACGAGCAUAUUGUCCCCCUCAGCCUGAUCGCUUCAUGCAAGGAGAGAAGCUCUGCCGGGCCACAGGACAAAACGGAGAAGGUAGCAGAUAUCGAACCCCGCGGUUUCCACGGGUGCUUUUUUGGAAACCCCGACUCAACCUCAGCUGCAACUGAGUCUUGGUAUCAGCCAGAUGAGGAAGGCUUGUCAUUGGGCUUCCUGUUAGGGCAUCGUUCCAAGCCGAUUCAGCUCGCUGCAACUCUCACAACUCCUAUCCAAGUCGCCUGUUCGCUCCCCGGUCCCCGGCUCACUCUUGUCAAUAUGCACUUCAACCUCGCUCUCGUCGCGGCUCUUGCCGCCUCCGUUUCUGCCGCGGUCACCCCCGCCGUUAGAUUCGGCUGUGCCACCGAGGAGCCGUCCGCCGAGCACAUCGAGAUCUCCAAGAAGCUUGCUGAGGAGGAGGCCGCCAAUAACGGUACUGUCAGCCUGGCUGCUCUGGCCACCAUCACCGUUCCUACCUACUUCCACAUCGUGGCUUCCUCCCAGACUGUGGCCAAUGGAUACAUCACCGACAAGAUGGUCACCGACCAGUUGGCCGUGAUGAACUCCAACUUCGCCCCCCACGGCAUCCAGUUCAACCUGGUCGAGACUACUCGUACCAUUAACUCCGCCUGGGCCGGCUACAGCAGCCAGACCGCCAUGAAGACUGCACUCCGCAAGGGUGACUACGGCAGUCUCAACCUGUACUUCCUCAAGAGCGUCGGAGGUGCUUUCGGAAUCUGCACGUUCCCCACCACCGCCUCCCCCGGCUCCUCCGCUUUCAUCGCCGACGGCUGCACCAUCCUGUCGUCCACCGUUCCCGGCGGAAGCGAGACCAACUUCAACCUCGGAAAGACUGCCACCCACGAGAUUGGUCACUGGUUCGGUCUGUACCACACCUUCCAGGGCGGUUGCAACGGUGGAGACUCCGUUGCCGAUACCCCUGCCCAGGCUAGCUCUUCUUCCGGAUGCCCUGUCGGCCGUGACUCUUGCCCCAGCAUCGCCGGCCUCGAUCCCAUCCACAACUACAUGGACUACUCCUACGACUCUUGCUACGAGGAGUUCACCGCUGGCCAGCAGACCCGCAUGCUGAGCUUCUGGAACAACUACCGCGCCUAA